AUGUGGCAGCUACUGGCCGGGAUCCUGGUGCUGAACGUGGCGCCCCUGCUCGCGACACCCCAGCAACGCGCGGCGCCCAACCCGGAUGGCGCACAGCAGGACAUUGGCAAAGAGGAGUCGGUAAACCUCAAAAUCGCGAUCCCGAACCCGAACGAGCUCGAGGUGCUGAACCUGCAGCUGAUGGAGCCGUUGCUGUACAAGGCGGUUGAGAAAGAAAUCUUCCUCGCCGGCCUGGAGGAGCCGGGCGUCGCGAGCGCGUCGCCAGAGAGACUUCAGUGGGAGCUUCAGCAGAAAAAGGUCGAGCAGGGGAUGGCGGACGCGCUGGCCUCGGUGAUGGACGAAAUCCAGGCCAACGCAAUUCUGCAACCGGAAAAUGUCGGCGCGCCCGCUCUGCCCGAGCCAAUCCGCGAGGCCGUACGACGACUGCCCCCAAUAGAUUUGGAU
Messenger RNA from Mesorhabditis spiculigera, 444 nucleotides. The record is from the annotation of a GenBank genome assembly. Lineage: Eukaryota; Metazoa; Nematoda; Chromadorea; Rhabditida; Rhabditidae.